This is a messenger RNA of Trichechus manatus latirostris (Florida manatee), 2722 nucleotides long. It is a transcript of the gene CRYZ, whose product is annotated as crystallin zeta. The coding region runs from base 135 to 1127 and encodes 330 amino acids. The transcript is spliced from 9 exons. Gene Ontology annotation, cellular component: cytosol. NCBI's taxonomy places the organism in Eukaryota, Metazoa, Chordata, Mammalia, Sirenia, Trichechidae. Gene Ontology annotation, molecular function: mRNA 3'-UTR binding; zinc ion binding; NADPH binding. The record is from RefSeq and is a predicted model, not a curated record.
CUUCCAGGGGUGGGGAGAGGCGGGCCGGCGGGAGGAGCUUGCGAACGUUGCAGCCAGUUGGGCUCCAACCCUUUUUCUGUGGAAUCUGAGGAGUCUUCGAAGAUUUUAAUUCCCCAUUCUAGAGUCGGAUCGCCAUGGCAACUGGACAGAAGUUGAUGAGAGCUGUUAGAGUUUUUGAGUUUGGUGGACCAGAAGUGCUGAAACUCCAGUCGGAUGUUGCACGACCAAUUCCAAAAAACCAUCAGGUUCUAAUCAAAGUCCAUGCAUGUGGUGUAAACCCAGUGGAGACAUAUAUUCGCUCUGGUACUUAUAGUAGGCUGCCACCCUUGCCCUAUACUCCUGGCUCAGAUGUGGCUGGGGUAAUAGAAGCUGUUGGAGAUAAUGUGUCUGCUUUCAAGAAAGGUGACAGAGUCUUCACUACCGGCACGGUCUCUGGGGGCUACGCAGAGUAUGCCGUUGCAGCAGAUCACAUGGUUUACUCACUGCCAGAGAAACUGGAUUUUAAACAAGGAGCUGCUAUCGGUAUCCCUUACUUUACUGCAUAUCGUGCUCUCUUCCACAGUGCUCGUGCGAAAGCUGGGGAAACUGUUCUGGUUCAUGGGGCUAGCGGAGGAGUUGGAAUAGCAACAUGCCAAAUUGCUAGAGCUUAUGGCCUAAGGGUUUUGGGUACAGCAGGUACCGAGAAAGGUCAAAACAUUGUUUUGCAAAAUGGAGCCCAUGAAGUAUUUAAUCACAAAGACGUUAAUUAUAUUGAUGAAAUUAAGAAAUCUGUUGGCGAUAAAGGAAUUAACGUGAUUAUUGAAAUGCUAUCUAAUGUAAAUCUUAGUAAUGAUUUGAAACUUCUGUCACAUGGAGGACGAGUAAUAAUUGUCGGCAGCAGGGGCCCUAUUGAGAUAAACCCGCGGGACACCAUGACAAAGGAGUCUAGUAUAAUUGGAGUUUCUCUCUUUUCAUCAUCUACGGAGGAAUUUCAGCAGUCUGCAGCAGCCCUUCAAGCUGGAAUGGAAACUGGUUGGUUGAAACCUGUAAUAGGUUCUCAGUAUCCAUUGGAGAAAGUUGCACAAGCUCAUGAAAAUAUCAUUCAUGGAAGCGGGACUGCUGGAAAAAUGAUCCUUCUCACAUGCUGAUUAAUUCUUUCUGUUUUUGCUAUGUGAUUAGAGCUCUCCUCACCCCCAGUUUUACUUAACACUAUCUUGUUUUAAUUAGUAUGCGUUUGACUUAAUAGUUUCUUGUAUUAAAAAGCAAGAUUUUUCUUUAGAGAUCAUGGGUACUGGAGUACAAUUUUUAGCACACAAUAUUUUUUAAUAUCUUCUACCUCCAGCCAAGGAGUCAUCGUAGUUGGAAAUAAAAUGUUAGUGGCUGGUUGGCAUUCAGGUGCAUUCUGGAAAUUCUAAACUGAUAUUUGAUGAUUAAUUCCCUACCUUUGACUAAAACAUACUAAUUCAAAAUAAGGAUUUCCAUGCCUACUUAUCCUUAAAAAGGUUCUUUAAUCUCUGGUUAACCCAGAACUAUGUUGGACUCUGAAGAUUUUCUGGACUAAAGAAGACUCCUUUUCCAAAGUAAUCUUAUCUGGAUCUACAAGUCUUUUGAAAGGGCAAGAAUAAACAAUGUCCAGAGAAAUUUGUUAGUUUUCCCAAAAUAGUAGAACAUUCGCCAUUUUAAUGAUUGAUUACCAAUGACCGUUUGUUCUGUGAGGACAGCAACCUUAUCUUUCUUGUAAUAUGAUACUAGGUACAUAGUUUCCAAAUAGAUACUUCUUGAUUGAUUAGAUUUUUCAAAGUAGAUUUAGAGUUAUCUGUUUGUGUGAUUGGGCCAUAUAUUUUUUUAAAUUAAUAAACUCACAAAUUUGACACAUUAAGAAUGAUCUGCUUUUGUUUUCAUAACAUGAUCACCUUCAAUAAAUUCCGUAGGAAAUUAAAAACUGUUUAUCUUGUUUGUAUAGUACUACAGUGAAAAUAAUUGCAAGAAAUGUUAAUAAUAGAUCAUAAAUUGAAAUAAUUUUUCAGGAAUAAUACGAGAGAUCAAAACAUAAGACAUGGCUCUCAGGAAAGAAAAUCUACAACUUGUGUCAAUGUCUACGUAUCAUUUCUACACAGCCCAUAAUUGGUACUUCUUAAAAGUGUUAUGUGCUGGAAGUUUUUAUCUAAUUAAAUAUAGGGAUAACUACUUAGAAAUCUUACCAUCGAUAUUUAUGUCCAACAAAUUGAGAUUUGGUUGUUUUAUUAUUUUUGUUUUUCUUUUUCUUCAUAUCAACAGCACCUCUUACCUGUUGUUAUACUAUGUGGUUAAUUCUCUUUCUCGACCUGAUUUGUGUCUGUUGGAGAAUUUCUAAAUUUCUGUUUUGAUCCUGAAAUCCUACUUUAGUAGUGAACGGAAACCACUGCUCAUUUUUAUAAUUAAAGGUAUCAUUAGCUUUUGGUUGUAUAUGCCAUGGCUGAAGUGUUUUUACUAUUGGUGUUUUACAAGUUCAUUCACUGUUUCUUCUACAGGCUAACUGCCCUGUGAAAUAACAUGUUUGAAAAAAGCACUAAAAAAAUCUUUAUCAUGAAUCUAGGAGCCAGCAUUUUAUGUACAUCUUAAAAUCGAAUAUUCUACCCCCAUACAAGAAGAUAAACAAAUAAUUAUUCCGUACAAAUCAGUUUAACCUGUCUGCACAUUUGUCAUCUCCAUAGAGUGAGCUGGAGUGAACUGAUGACUUAACACUUCAGGAUACAUUGAUACA